AUGAAUGAAAUUCUGAACAGCAAUGGAAUUAUCAUUUGUAAAAACAUCCCCGUCGAUAAAAACAGAUUUGAAAUAACGGAAAUAUUUAGCAAAUAUGGACCGCUGCUCGGUGAAGGCAUCCACUUUGGAAAAAAAAACAGCAACAUGUUUUACGUAAAAUAUGUUUACUUCAAGGAUGCUAUAAAGGCGUACGAGAGCUUGAAGGAUAACAAGACGGGUGAAUACGACUUCAGGCUAUCGUUCAGCAAAAACGACGAGAUAAAAUAUAGGGCAGUGAAAGGUAACAAGAAGGCCGUCGAGGAACUGAAGUACAUUUACAAAAACAACGAACAGAUAAAAGUAGACGAUGACAUGACCAACGACAUCCUCAACGAAAUAAACGAACAGAACACCGAGCUAAAGGCAGAUCUAAAAAAUUACCUCAGCUUGAAUUGCCUCUGUGCAUACAACUUUGACGAAAACAGCAAACACGAUAAUUAUUUAACGCCGACUUUUCCGAAAUAA
This is a messenger RNA of Plasmodium coatneyi, 504 nucleotides long. RefSeq lists its product as uncharacterized. Bases 1 to 504 code for a protein of 167 amino acids. Lineage: Eukaryota; Apicomplexa; Aconoidasida; Haemosporida; Plasmodiidae. The record is from RefSeq and is a predicted model, not a curated record. The transcript is spliced from 5 exons. Gene Ontology annotation, molecular function: RNA binding.